Dibothriocephalus latus is the source of this 174-nucleotide messenger RNA. The record is from the annotation of a GenBank genome assembly. Lineage: Eukaryota; Metazoa; Platyhelminthes; Cestoda; Diphyllobothriidea; Diphyllobothriidae.
CUCAUCGACGCUGCACACCAGGACGCCCUCCGCGCAGCCAAGAAGCUCUUUGAAACUAUUCCCAAAAUGGGUGGUGAUGAAUUCUCCCAACCCUUCAUCCAGCGCCUCGAGAAGGAGAUCGCUCAACUCCUGACAGACUACAAGGAGUCGAACACUAACAAGAAUACCCUUGAG